AAAAAAACCACCCUGGGCUUGGCCUCUCCCCUCCCCUACCUCCUGUCAGCAUUAAAGCUCAAGGUUGCUCCAGAGCUCCAGGUCUCACAGGAGGGAAGACUGAAGAGCACAGAACAUAAACAUACCUGAGGCCCUCAGUGUCGGGACUGAGAUGACGAGUGCAGCAGACAUGGCAAGUGCAACAGACAUGGCCAGUGCAGCAGAGGUAGCCCAUGGAGUCCAGCAGCCACUGGCCCGGAUGUUAGAGGGUAUGAGCAAGGAGCAGCUGAGGGAUUUCCUGCUGCGGCUGCCUGAUAAGCAUCUCUGCCAGCACUCUCCUGGGGCGACCCCAACGCAACCAGUGAAGGUGGGUGGCAUGGAGGUGGCCGCAUUACUGGUGGCUCAAUACGGGGAGCAGCAGGCCUGGGACCUGGCCCUGCAGACCUGGGAGCAGAUGGGCCUGAGCCAGCUGUGUGCCGGAGCCCAGAAAGAGCCAGCUAUGAAGUCAGGAAUCAAAGAAAAAUACCAGAACCAAAGGAGAGAGAGUUCCUGCCCCACACAGUCAUGGAGAAAUGAGUGUUUGCACCAAAAAUUCACACAACUGCUACUUCUACACAGAUCUCAACACAGAGGCUAUGACUUCCUGCUCAGGAGAAGAAGGUAUCAUGAGGUGGUAGAUAAACAAAGACAGUUGAUGGAGAUCGAAGACUUAUUUGGCCCAGGCCUGAGUACCCAGGAGGAGCCUCCCACUGUUGUGGUGCAUGGAGUUGCUGGAAUCGGGAAGUCAACCCUGGCCAGGCAGGUGAGGAGAGCCUGGGAGGAAGGCUGGCUGUUCAGGGACCGCUUCAAGCAUGUCUUCUACUUCAACUGCAGAGAACUGGCCCAGUCCGAGACCAUGAGUCUCACUGAGCUCAUCACAAAAGACUGGGCGGCUCCUGAUGCUCCCAUUGGGCAGAUCCUGUCUCAGCCAGAGCAGCUGCUCUUCAUUCUUGAUAACUUAGAUGAACCAAAAUGGGACUUGAAGGGGCAGAGUUCUGAGCUCUGUCCACACUGGAGCCAGCAGCAGCAGGUGCACACACUGCUGGGCAGUUUGCUGAAGAAAACCUUACUUCCCACGGCUUCCCUGCUGAUCACAGCUCGGAUCACAGCUCUGAGAAAACUCAUUCCUUCUUUAAAGCAUCCUCGCUGGGUGGAGGUCCUGGGAUUCUCUGAGUCGGCCAGGAAGGACUAUUUCUUCCAAUAUUUCACAGAUGAGAGCCAAGCAAUUAGAGCCUUUACCUUGGUUGAAUCCAACCCGGCUCUCUUGACCAUGUGUCUCAUGCCCUUGGUGUCCUGGCUGGUCUGCACUUGCCUGAAGCAGCAGGUGAAGCAGGAGCAACCACUCUCACUGACCUCCCAGACGACCACAGCCCUCUGUCUCCACUACUUUUUCCACGUUCUCCAGGCUCAGUCCCUCGGGACUAAGUUGAGAGGCUUCUGCUCUCUGGCUGCUGAAGGCACCUGUCAAGGAAAGACUCUGUUCAGCCCCGAGGACUUCAGGAAGCACGGGUUAGAUGGGGCCAACAUCUCCAGUCUCUUAAACAAGGGUGUUCUUCAAGAGCACCCCACCCCUCAGAGCUACAGCUUCAUUCAUCUGUGCUUCCAGGAGUUCUUUGCAGCAAUGUCCUAUGCUUUAGGCGAUAGAGUGUUGAAAAGUAGUUACUUUACAAACAUCAAAAUUAUAACAGACUUGACAGAUGUAUAUGACAGGCAUGACCUAUUUGGGGAACCAACCACAUGUUUCCUGUUUGGCCUUUUGAGUGAUCAGGGGAUGCAAGAGAUGGAGAGCAUCUUCAAAUGCAGCCUGUCUCGGGAGAGGCUUUGCUCUCUGCUGCAGUUGGCCAAGAGUGAGGUCCUUGAGAAGCAUCUGAACCUAGACCCAUAUCCUUGGCAUUUGCUGCACUGUUUUUAUGAGAUUCAGGAUGAAAACUUUAUGAAAAAUAUUUUCACUUUCAAUGAAAUGAGGUUAUGUGUCCAAACUGACAUGGAGCUCCUGCUGUUCACUUUCUUCUUUACAUUCUGCCACCACAUUAAGAGGCUUCAACUGAAUGAGGGUGGACAGCACAGACAAGCAGGAAGGAUUUCUGGUGCAUUUCUGUACAGCUGGGGCCCGUUUACAGAUUCCUGGUGGCAGAUAUUCUUCUCUAUUCUCAAAGUCCCUGGAUGCCUGCAGGAGCUGGACCUGAGUGGGAACUCUCUGAGCUGCUCUGCAGUACAGAGUCUUUGUGACGCCCUGAAAAGCCCUCACUGCCGCCUGGCGACCUUGAGGCUGGUCAGAUGUGGCCUCACAUACAACUGCUGCCAGGACCUGGCCUCCAUGCUGGGUGCCAGCUCCAGCCUGACAGAGUUGGACCUGGGGCAGAACGACCUGGGUGACCUUGGCGUGAAGCUGCUCUGCGAAGGGCUCAGGCAGCCUGCCUGCCAACUCAAGUACCUGAGGCUGAACCAGACUCGACUGAGUGAGGAGGUGACAGAGAUGCUGAGUCUCCUGCGGCAGGAGAAGCCUCAGCUGGUCAUCAAUUAUGGUCAUGAACCUCUGGGGAACCAACCAGUGCGGCCUCUAAGGAUGGAUGAUGUCUUCUGGGGCCCCACAGGGCCUUCGGCUGCAGAGAUGGUUGACAAACACACGAGUCUGUACCGAGUUCACUUCCCUGUGGCUGGUUCCUACCACUGUCCCAACACAGGUCUCUACUUGGUGGUGAGAGGGCCAGUGACCAUUGAGAUUGAAUUCUGUGCUUGGGACCAGUUCCUGGACCAGAUUGUCCCACAGCACAGCUGGAUGGUAGCGGGGCCUCUUUUUGACAUCAAGGCUGAACCAGGAGCUGUGGCAGCUGUGUACCUCCCUCACUUUAUAGCCCUCCAAGGAGAACAUGUGGACAUAUCCUGCUUUCAAGUGGCCCACAUUAAAGAGUAUGGGAUAUUCAUGGAGAAGCCAGCCCGUGUGGAGCCACAUUACAUAGUCCUGGAGAACCCUAGCUUCUCCCCCAUAGGCAUUCUACUGAGAAUGAUCCAGACAGCCCUGUGCAUUCGUGUCAUCGCCAAUGUGUUGCUCUACUAUCGCCUCCAAUCCAAGGAAAUCAACUUCCACCUCUACCUAAUCCCCAGCGACUGCACCAUUCAAAAGGCCAUAGAUGAUGAAGAAAAGAAGUUCCAAUUUUUUCAAAUACGCAAGCCGCCUCCGCUGACACCACUCUACAUGGGCUCCCGAUAUACUGUGUCUGGUUCAGACAAGCUGGAAAUAAUCCCUGAGGAACUGGAGCUCUGCUAUCGAAGCCCUGGGAAACCCCAGCUCUUCUCUGAGUUCUACGUUGAUCAUCUGGGGCCAGGGAUCUGGCUGCAGAUUAAAAGCAAAAAUGAUGAGACUGUGGUAUGGGAGGCCUUGGUGAAAUCAGGAGACCUCAGACCUGCAGCUACCCUGACAGAUGCCCCUACUUCGCUGCACUUUGUGGACCAGCAUCGGGAGGACCUGGUGACUCGAAUGACAUCAGUGGACGCAGUCCUAGACAAGCUGCAUGGACAGGUGCUGAGUGAGGAGCAGUAUGAGAGGGUGCGGGCUGAGCACACCAAUCCAGACAAGAUGAGGAUGCUGUUCAGCUUCAGCAAGUCCUGGGACAGGGCCUGCAAAGAUCAACUCUACCGAGCCCUGAAGGAGACCCAUCCUCACCUAAUUAUUGAUCUCUGGGAGAAGUGACGCAGUGGAGGAGACUAGGGGAGCUACUGACCAGCUCGGCAGCUGAAGUCUGAACACCUGCUUAUGAGUCCUGGCUCUGACUGUCCAGGCUUUGGGUCUAGGUUUCUUCAAGUCUAAACACAUUGCCAUUGCCCAGCCAGAGUGGCUCAGCUGGUUGAGUGUUGUCCUGUGCACCAAAGGGUUGCUGGUUCAAUUUCUGAGCACAU
This is a messenger RNA of Myotis myotis, 3915 nucleotides long. Its product is annotated as NACHT, LRR and PYD domains-containing protein 1-like. Gene Ontology annotation, cellular component: canonical inflammasome complex. The transcript is spliced from 13 exons. Gene Ontology annotation, biological process: innate immune response; inflammatory response; regulation of apoptotic process. Lineage: Eukaryota; Metazoa; Chordata; Mammalia; Chiroptera; Vespertilionidae. The record is from RefSeq and is a predicted model, not a curated record. The coding region runs from base 152 to 3709 and encodes 1185 amino acids.